Equus caballus (horse) is the source of this 6106-nucleotide messenger RNA. RefSeq names its product syntaxin binding protein 5L (gene STXBP5L). NCBI's taxonomy places the organism in Eukaryota, Metazoa, Chordata, Mammalia, Perissodactyla, Equidae. The record is from RefSeq and is a predicted model, not a curated record. Gene Ontology annotation, cellular component: cytoplasm; plasma membrane; SNARE complex. Gene Ontology annotation, biological process: regulation of exocytosis; regulation of protein secretion. Gene Ontology annotation, molecular function: myosin II binding; GTPase activator activity; syntaxin binding.
UGCCUCCCACGGCGGGAGGGCGGAGCCUGCGGUGGAGGCUGCCUGCUCGGUUAGGACCUCGGAGAGCGCCGGGCGCCGUGACCAGAGGGACUGGAGAGGCGGCCGGAGCCAGGCUGGACCGACGCCUGCGAGCCCGCCACCCUCCGCUCCCUCAGCUUCCUGGGCUGGCAGGCGGCUAGUGGCGGUGGAGGAAGGUGCCUAAGUCGGGAGUCAGAUAGUCAUACCUCUGGGACGCCGACGCCGCUGUCCAGCCGCGGCUUCCUCACACCUGUUUUUUUAAAAUGAAGAAGUUUAAUUUCCGAAAAGUUUUGGAUGGCUUAACUGCCUCCUCCCCCGGCAGUGGUAGCAGCAGUGGCACUAACAGUGGUGGUGGGGCUGGAAGUGGUUCCGUGCACACAGGAGGGACUGCGGGGAUUCUCAGAGAGGAGAUUCAGGAAACCCUGACUUCGGAGUAUUUCCAGAUUUGCAAGACAGUUCGGCAUGGUUUUCCUUAUCAGCCCACAGCAUUAGCCUUUGAUCCAGUUCAGAAAAUCUUGGCUAUUGGGACGAGAACAGGGGCUAUACGAAUACUCGGGAGACCUGGUGUUGAUUGUUAUUGCCAACAUGAAAGUGGUGCAGCUGUUCUGCAGCUCCAAUUCUUGAUCAAUGAGGGUGCUUUGGUCAGUGCAAGUUCAGAUGACACACUUCAUUUGUGGAAUCUUAGACAAAAAAGGCCAGCUAUUCUUCAUUCUCUUAAAUUUAAUCGAGAACGAAUUACUUACUGUCAUCUACCUUUCCAGAGUAAAUGGCUCUAUGUUGGAACAGAAAGAGGAAAUACACAUAUUGUAAAUGUUGAAUCUUUCAUUCUUUCUGGAUAUGUUAUCAUGUGGAACAAGGCAAUUGAACUAUCCACAAAGACUCAUCCAGGUCCAGUUGUACAUUUAAGUGAUAGCCCAAGAGAUGAAGGGAAACUGCUAAUAGGUUAUGAAAAUGGUACAGUAGUAUUCUGGGACUUGAAAUCCAAAAGAGCAGAACUGAGAGUUUAUUAUGAUGAGGCUAUUCAUUCAAUUGAUUGGCAUCAUGAGGGCAAACAGUUCAUGUGCAGCCAUUCAGAUGGUAGCUUGACUUUAUGGAACCUGAAGAGCCCAAGUCGUCCUUUCCAGACCACAAUUCCACAUGGAAAAAGUCAAAGAGAAGGAAGAAAAUCUGAAUCUUGUAAACCAAUUCUUAAAGUAGAAUACAAGACCUGUAGAAAUAGUGAACCAUUCAUAAUAUUUUCUGGUGGACUGUCCUAUGACAAAGCUUGCAGAAGACCAAGUUUAACCAUCAUGCAUGGAAAAGCAAUUACAGUGCUUGAAAUGGAUCAUCCGAUUGUUGAAUUUCUAACAUUAUGUGAAACACCCUAUCCAAAUGAAUUUCAAGAACCCUAUGCUGUCGUAGUACUUCUGGAGAAAGAUCUCAUUGUAGUUGAUCUGACACAAAGCAAUUUUCCAAUCUUUGAAAAUCCGUAUCCCAUGGACAUUCAUGAAUCACCAGUUACAUGCACAGCAUACUUUGCUGAUUGCCCGCCAGAUUUGAUUCUAGUACUCUACUCUAUAGGAGUCAAGCAUAAAAAACAAGGAUACAGUAAUAAGGAGUGGCCAAUCAGUGGAGGAGCUUGGAACCUUGGAACACAAACAUAUCCAGAAAUUAUUAUUACUGGUCAUGCAGAUGGAUCAAUAAAAUUUUGGGAUGCUUCUGCAAUAACUCUGCAGAUGCUGUACAAGCUAAAAACUUCAAAAGUGUUUGAAAAACAGAAGGUAGGAGAAGGAAAACAAACAUGUGAAAUUGUAGAGGAAGAUCCAUAUGCCGUUCAGAUGAUUUAUUGGUGUCCAGAGAGCAGAAUAUUCUGUGUAUCAGGAGUCUCUGCAUAUGUCAUAGUUUAUAAAUUCAGCAGACAUGAAAUUACAGCAGAAAUAGUGUCAUUAGAGGUACGACUUCAGUAUGAUGUUGAAGACAUUAUUACCCCAGAACCGGAAACAAGUCCUCCAUUUCCAGAUCUCUCAUCCCAACUUCCUUCUUCAAGGAGUCUUUCGGGAAGCACUACCACUGUGGCUAGUGAAGGAGUAACAAAGGACAGUAUCCCAUGCCUCAAUGUUAAGACACGACCAGUGCGGAUGCCUCCAGGGUAUCAAGCAGAACUUGUUAUUCAGUUGGUGUGGGUGGAUGGUGAACCUCCCCAACAGAUUACUAGUCUUGCUGUAAGCUCAGCAUAUGGAAUAGUUGCAUUUGGGAACUGCAAUGGGUUGGCUGUGGUGGAUUUUAUACAGAAGACAGUACUGUUAAGCAUGGGGACCAUUGACCUAUAUAGAUCAAGUGACCUAUACCAACGACAACCACGGUCUCCUCGAAAAAACAAGCAGUUCAUUGCAGACAACUUUUGCAUGCGUGGCCUGUCUAACUUUUAUCCUGAUUUAACGAAACGGAUCCGUACUUCCUAUCAGAGUUUAACUGAGUUGAAUGAUAGUCCAGUUCCCCAGGAACUUGAGCGAUGCAAGUCUCCCACUUCAGGACUUGCUACCAGAACUCCCGAGGCAGCACCAGGCUUUUAUAGGAAUGAAAUACCAGCUGUGAGACAGAGGAAUCAAGUACAUCACUUGCCAGUUAAAGGAUCAAGAAAGUUAAGUCUGCCAACAGAUCUUAAGGCUGAUCUUGAUCAUGUUAAUGGACACUGCACAAGUCCAACUUCUCAGAGUUGCAGUUCUGGAAAACGUCUUUCUAGUGCUGAUGUUUCAAAAGUAAAUCGCUGGGGUCCUGGAAGACCACCAUUUCGAAAAGCACAGUCAGCUGCUUGCAUGGAGAUUUCUUUACCAGUUACAACAGAAGAAAGCAGAGAAAAUUCCUAUAAUCGUUCUAGAAGCUCUAGCAUCUCCAGUAUUGACAAAGAUUCUAAAGAAGCAAUUACAGCACUAUACUUCAUGGAGUCCUUUGCUCGGAAAAAUGACUCUACCGUCUCCCCUUGUUUGUUUGUUGGAACUAGUCUGGGCAUGGUGUUAAUCAUCUCCCUGAACCUACCUUCAGCAGACGAACAAAGAUUUACAGAGCCAGUCAUGGUAUUGCCAAGCGGUACAUUCCUCUCAUUGAAAGGAGCUGUUCUAACAUUCUCCUGUAUGGACCGAACUGGCGGAUUAAUGCAACCGCCAUAUGAAGUUUGGAGGGAUCCAAACAACAUAGAUGAAAAUGAAAAAUCUUGGAGAAGGAAACUGGUCAUGAACUGCCCCUCUCCGUCCCAAGAAAUAGGAGAUCAUCAGUAUACAAUAAUCUGCUCAGAAAAACAAGCCAAAGUCUUCUCACUGCCUUCUCAGACUUGCCUUUAUGUUCAUAACAUCACCGAGACAUCUUUUAUACUGCAAGCAGAUGUGGUGGUCAUGUGUAACAGUGCCUGCUUGGCAUGCUUUUGUGCCAAUGGGCAUAUCAUGAUAAUGAGCCUACCUAGUCUUCGUCCAAUGUUGGAUGUUAAUUACUUGCCACUGACAGACAUGAGGAUAGCACGGACGUUUUGUUUUACCAAUGAAGGACAGGCAUUAUACCUCGUUUCUCCUACUGAAAUUCAGCGGUUAACAUACAGCCAAGAGAUGUGUGAUAAUCUACAGGAUAUGCUAGGAGAUUUGUUUACUCCCAUAGAGACACCAGAAGCUCAGAACAGAGGCUUUCUGAAGGGACUGUUCGGUGGCAGUGGGCAAACAUUUGACAGAGAAGAGCUUUUUGGGGAAGCUUCAGCAGGAAAAGCAUCCCGUAGCCUUGCACAACACAUUCCUGGACCAGGUGGUAUAGAAGGGAUGAAAGGCGCUGCUGGAGGAGUGAUGGGAGAGCUGACUCGUGCACGGAUCGCACUUGACGAGAGAGGACAGAGGCUGGGAGAACUGGAAGAGAAAACUGCGGGCAUGAUGACCAGCGCCGAAGCAUUUUCCAAACAUGCACACGAGUUAAUGCUGAAAUAUAAAGAUAAGAAAUGGUACCAAUUCUAAACUUCUAAAGAAGCUGUGACUGCUUUGAGAAACCAUUAUUCAGGGAAACCAAAUUUAUUCCCAGCAUCACUAUCCAACUGCUAGAAGCCAGUUUCUUCUACAAAAUGUUCCAUUACAGUCCAUCUCAAGUUAUCAUAAAGGAGAUUUAUCAGAGACACUGUACAACCCAAAGGCUGGAACCCUGGUUAAAAUCCUGAGAUGUGUCUGAAUUCGCCUUUUUCCACACGGAAUGGAGCUAUCAUCUUGGCAUGUCAUUUGCUAAGGAUUUACAUUUAGGAACUACGGGGAGUCCUUCUGAUUUGAAAAAUCCUGUACAAACAAGAGCUUUAAUGCACUUAAUGAAAAAAAUCUUUGCAUGAUAAAUUAACAUCUUAAGAGGAAAAGAAAAAAAGCACGUGUGACAGAAGAAAAAAAAGAUUUGUAGUAAACUAUUUUUGUAAAUUGGGCCACACCUGACAAUUUUAAAAAUCUGCAUUGGAAGAUAUCAGUGCAUUUCAAGUACAUUUGCCAUUCCCAACUGAAAAAGAAAAGAAAACAAAAACCAGAGUUUUCUUCUCAUCUGUAACUUUCAUUAUACUAGGACAUUAUUGAAUUCUCAUGGCAAGACUCUGAUUAAUGUUCCUCUCUCUCCAUAAUAUUUUACAUCACUCACAGUUCUUCAUCAUAAUCAAGUAUUGCCAGAUACCCAACACAAUUAUUUCCAUUUCUGUCACCUUCAGAGCUAUUUUUAGUCACAAACUAUGCAGGGUUGGGUCACUUCAAAGCAUUUUUUUCAGCCUGGCUUGUAUUCUGCAGGAGUUGAUAGGUUUGGGGAAAUUAGACUAUAGGGACAAUGCAGUUAGCUUUGAGAACUGAUUUCACACACUCUGGUUUCCGUUUCUAAAGUGAUAUACUUUUAAUGCUCCAUUUGUAUCCUUGUCUGCCGAUUACACAGUAUAUUACUGUUCAAACCCAGUGGGGUCUUCAAUCCAAAGGUGCUCUUGCAGCCUGACACUCGCAGACCAAACUGGUCAUUCUCUGUAGUAUGAUUCAGUAAAACCUCAGCUAAUGUUUUAGCAAAGGGACUCUGAUUUAUUACAUUUCUGAUUAACAAGGGCUUUCAUGAGAAAAUACUUUUUGUUUCAAUACUUAUUAUUGAAAAUCUUUAUAAAAUGAAGUGGUGUGAUUGCUAUCUUGGCCUCAGUCAUCAUUACAGAAAUACAGAGAGAGUUUAAUGAUACAAAAUCAAGAAUUUUGUCACUCAUGAGGCUAAAUAAUAUAAGCCACAAGAUUAUGUCAAUAUGUAUCAAACACCUUUCCUUAUUAAAAAUUCUCUUAAAAAAUGGAAUAAAGAAUAUCCUUAACAUGAUAAAAGGUAUCUAUCAUAACUCAACAGAGAACUUCUAGAGGCAAAACAAAAUAACGUCAUCUGCUAUCAUUAACAUGAUUCUGGAAGUCAAAAGUCGUAGGAAAUGAAUAUAUGGAGAUUCCAGGACCCAUCCUGGAAUAUGUUGUUCCUUCAGAAGGAAUCUUUUUUAAAAAUUAAUGAGUUUGGCUUGUUGAAUUUUGAUUAAUCAUAGUCUUACUAGAUUUCAUUUGUUUCUUAAGCAUUCACCCUUUUCCUGAAGUCCAGGUUAUUUUAAUUGCCCAAAAUAGUAUUUCUAUUUGUUUUCUUAGAUUUUUUAAUUUUUAGUGAAUUUCUUUGAAGUGGCACUUCCUUUACAAUGUUCUCAGUAUUAUUGAGAAGAUCAAAGAUCAUGGGAAGAGUUAGAGAAUCUAUAACAGGAUAGCAUUUCUCAGAGUCCUUGAAUUCUCCUGAUUUCUGAAAAAAGCCUUUCCAUGAAUGUCUUCACACUCCUAUGAACAGUCUUGACUUGGAAAUACAAACAUGGCACAUAAAAUUAUAUUUAAUUUUAAACAUAAUAUAUAUUUAAUUUUAAAUUUAAAAAAUGAAAAUAUUAAAGAAACUUGAGACCAGGAUUUGGAAAACAUUGGUAGUCAAACUGCAGUGCCCUCUUGUACCAUCAGUUUCAAGGACCCAGUCUUCUGAUUUUCUGAACAGAUACUUUAUAAUUUUUAUAUUGGGGAAAAAAACCUAAAAGAGUAAAAUAGUGGUUUAUUUUGGAAAUAAUGAAAUUCAG